UCUGUACACUGUACCUGCAAUAUUCCCGCAUUUUCUCAGUUAAACGUCAAUCGACGUUUUCUUUUUUUAAUUAAUUAUUCAUCUAAUUUUUGUACCUGGUUUCAGAGACAAUGCUCCGAUCAGCUCUGCUGGUUCGCUGCGCUGCAGCUAGGCAGGGUCUAAUGCUCAGCAAGGGUCAGCUUAAAAACUUCUCGGCUACCUCAGUUGUAUCUGGAGGACAUAGUAAGGAGGAACAUCACCACCAUGGUCAGGGUUGGAGUUACAGAAACUGGGAUCCUGCUCCACCAGAGAGACACACCUAUGCUCUUAUAGUCUCUACCUUUGUUUGGUGGUGGAUAUUCCACGGAGUAUUUACCGAGCCAGAGCAUCUGUUCGGACACGAACCCUUCCCUGAUGUUACCAAAAUGACCGACGAAGAGCUUCAUAUUCCUCCUAUUCAGUAAACCACUAAUUUCAAUGUCGUCUUUUCUGUUGGUUAGACUCUCAAGUAUAUUCAUGUUCAAUUUGCAUCCUUGUAGUUAUAAAUAGUCGAGAAAUAAAUAUUAUAAAAAAAGUUUAGGUUUUUAUUUCAGAAUAAAAUGGAUUCAACCUUCUAUCCUGAUACAGAACUACAGGAAAUAAAUUUUGUAUCCGACAACAGUCAACUUCUAUCCGUACUGCAAACAAUCUUUAAACAACAAAUAGAAAACCAUAGUAAUAAAGAUGUCAGAUUACAUGCUGGGGGAAAAAUUACCAAAUUGCACAGUUGGAUUUUCUCAUUGUGGUCACCUUUAUUCAGGAGCCUGGUUACUCUGACAGAUCCGUACCUAGCUAAACCAUAUGUAGAUAUUUUACUCCCUGAGUUUACUCACCAAGAAACAUUACUCUUUUCACAGUUCUUGUACUCAGGAGAACUCAGAUUAAAGCAAAGACAGCUGGGCAGGAUGAAGGCAUUAUUGAAACUUUUCAGAAUAAGUCUAGUGCUUGAGGUGUACACUGAACACAAGGCGGAGACGGCGGAUAAUACUGUAUCCGCAGAGAAGGCGGAGGGUUCAACAGACCUUGAGGAUCUGGAGACAGUGACAACCUCAGAGGUGGUUCUUUGGGAACUUAACUCACAAUCUACUCGUAAAUCAUUUCUAUGUGAACAAUGUGAUAAAGUGUUUCGAAAUUCCAAAGGUUUAAACAAUCACAAUCAAAUUCAUCAUUUUGGCAACAGUAAGCACCAGUGUGAUGUGUGCAGCAAAGUGUUUUCAAGAAAGGAGAGUUUAAUGAAUCACAUGAAGAGUCAUACUGGUGACUACCAUGAAUGUUUGAGCGAAGGAUGUGGGAAAAGAUUUGUUAACGAACGAGAUCUUCUAGAUCAUGAGAAUAUUCACACAGGAGGUAAAGAAUUCUUGUGUGCAGUCUGUGGAGAAACAUUUCCCAGUAGAAAACGCAUGUUAAAUCACAAGGAGAAACAUAAGAGAAAUGAUGAGCCCUGUUCUAUCUGUGGUGUUACUCUCAAGAGUAGAGCAAGCUACCACGCCCACAUGAAGUCCCACCGUAUACAGAAAGGACACUUCUGUAAGCAGUGCAAUCGGUCCUUUAAGAGAAAUUAUGAUCUAAAGGUUCACAUGAGAAUACAUACUGGAGCUAAACCCUACUCUUGUCCUGAUUGCUGUAAACCUUUCUCCCUUUCAUCCAGUCUUUCUAAGCAUAGGAGACUCAUCCACAGUCAUAAGGAAACAGUGGUUUAUCCUUGUGCAGUGUGUGAGAAAUCGUUUCCUACACAAGAAGAUGCAGAUGCACAUAAACACUUGGAGAAUUUUAAUGCACAGACAAGUCAGGAUACGAGUAUUCAACAGGAGAUUUUAAUGCCCGGCAGAGAAGGUUCCUCUGUUCCCCUCUCCCUGCAGCAGACUAGAAUAGUUCAUCUUGGAAUACAAAACAUCACGCAACCUCUCUACGUGAAAUUUGAUUAACAAGACAAUAGACAUGAGCA
Eurytemora carolleeae is the source of this 1963-nucleotide messenger RNA. Its product is annotated as zinc finger protein 271. Bases 579 to 1943 code for a protein of 454 amino acids. Gene Ontology annotation, molecular function: RNA polymerase II transcription regulatory region sequence-specific DNA binding; protein binding; DNA-binding transcription factor activity, RNA polymerase II-specific. The record is from RefSeq and is a predicted model, not a curated record. Lineage: Eukaryota; Metazoa; Arthropoda; Copepoda; Calanoida; Temoridae. Gene Ontology annotation, cellular component: nucleus. The transcript is spliced from 15 exons. Gene Ontology annotation, biological process: regulation of transcription by RNA polymerase II.